Molecule: messenger RNA, 1987 nt
Organism: Cornus florida
Lineage: Eukaryota; Viridiplantae; Streptophyta; Magnoliopsida; Cornales; Cornaceae
Product: ribonuclease 3-like protein 2
Exons: 4
Coding region: 269-1360 (363 amino acids)
Biological process (GO): siRNA processing
Cellular component (GO): nucleus; cytoplasm
Molecular function (GO): RNA binding; ribonuclease III activity
Source: RefSeq, a predicted model, not a curated record
AUAAAGUAGAAUCCAUUCUAAAUUUCAAAUAGAGGGAGUUGGCAAUCCGAUUUGAAAUCCAACCUUCCAAAUGAGUGCUGUAAUAUAUCGUUAUGGAAACAAAACACUCCGAAAUAUAUCCUGAGUUGACAGUCCGAUUUCAAAUUCAACAUCCCACACUACUCGAAGAGCCAAACUUGCAAAACCAAAAAAGAAAGUCUCAUGGAGGCGACUCAGUAGAGAAGCUACAAUCAAAUUACUCGGACUAUUAGAUUCUCCGCGCCACGAAAUGCGUAUCCAAGAUUACAAGAGCAUGUACAGUUGCACUGUCAAUAGCGAAGUUGAUUCCGAAUAUAUAACGGACAUGAGCACUUCGAUUAGGGCUGUAGAAGAUCUUCUCAACUACAGAUUCAAGAACAAGAAGCUGUUAGAGGAAGCUUUGACUCACUCUUCUUACACCGAUUCCCCCUCUUAUCAGCGACUGGAGUUUGUCGGUGAUGCUGCUUUGGGUCUUGCUAUUUCCAAUUUUGUUUUUCUAAGUUACCCUGAUCUUGAUCCGGGUCAACUAUCUCUAAUCCGUGCCGCCAACAUCAGCACGGAAAAGUUGGCCCGAGUCGCCGUCCAACACAGACUCUAUCGAUAUGUCCGCCACAACGCAGCGGCUCUGGAUGAAAAGGUUAGGGAUUUUGUGGUAGCGGUGGAAGAAGAAGACGAUGCAGUAGUGUAUGGGGGAUCGAUGAAAGCACCUAAAGUCUUAGCUGACAUUGUUGAGUCUGUGGCUGCUGCGGUUUAUGUUGAUUGUGAAUUUGAUUUGAAAGCUCUUUGGGUGAUCAUUAGAGGGCUAUUGGAGCCCAUUGUUACACCUGACCAAUUGCAACAAGAACCACAGCCGGUAACCAUGCUUUUCGAGCUGUGCCAAAAAGAUGGCAAGCAAGUAGAUAUAAAACAUUGGAGGAAAGGGGAGAAGAACAUUGCUAGCGUUUAUGUGGAUGGAAAAUUUGUUGCCUCCGGUUCUUCUGAGCAAAAGGAAAACGCAAAGCUUCAUGCAGCAAGGGCUGCUUUGGGCAAACUGUCACAUUUAAAAGUCAAUGACAAAAUGAGUUUCGACUUCUGUACCGAAUUCAAUGGAACUAAUGAGAUUGAAGGAGCAAAACAGAAAGUACAUGAGCUUUGUGGAAAGAAGAAAUGGACCAAACCAAGUUAUAGAAUCGAGAAAGAGGUGGGUCCUGCCCAUGAGAGGAGAUUUGUAUGUUCAAUUCAGAUUGAAACUGCAGAUGGUGUGUUUCAUAUGGUAGGAGAUGAGAAGUCCAGAGUAAGAGACGCUGAGAACUCUGCUGCUUCCCUCAUGAUUCUUGCCUUACAAGAGUCCAAGUAUAUCUGAUGCUCCUCUCUGUUGAUACGAGUCUAAAAUAUGGAGAUCUGGGAUUGUAAGACCGGGUAGAUGCAGGGAAUGUUAGAACUUUUCCUGCUUUUAGCUGUGUAAUUAUUAGUAGAUUUUAGCUUUUAAAUCCAGAUGAGCUCUGUAGUGCUGCAAGUUGACGAGAAGUUAGGGCUGGAAGGGGGUGGUGAUGGCUCGGCCUGUUAGAAUCACCUAGUUGAUCUGUGCUCUUAUGUGCAACAUGCAUCUCCCUUUUCCCAUUUUUUUCUGCCCCAAGUUGAACGUGAUAGAGCUCUAGGUAAUUACCUAAUCCUUUCAGGCUAACUUAAUAGAACCAUUUACCUUACAAUUAUCUUUUUCAUGAUCAAUUCUCUCUCACUAUUGAUGGUUGAUCUUGUUGGAAUGGAAAAAAGACAACUAUGGUUUCUAACAACUAUCCAGUAACAACCAUCCCUUACUCCAUCUGCUUCUUUUGAUAUUCAGUGGAAAUUCAGUCCUCAUGGUUCCUAUUGUAAUGCAUGACUACUUAACAGGGGAUCACUGUAAAUACUAGCUUGGCUCAUUAUUGCCGAGGUAAUGGUCUACUUCUUCACCUCCACCGUGCAAUGUAUGCAGUUUUUGUUUUUGAUA